Molecule: messenger RNA, 1616 nt
Organism: Aedes albopictus (Asian tiger mosquito)
Lineage: Eukaryota; Metazoa; Arthropoda; Insecta; Diptera; Culicidae
Product: abscission/NoCut checkpoint regulator
Exons: 3
Coding region: 147-1145 (332 amino acids)
Biological process (GO): mitotic cytokinesis checkpoint signaling; abscission
Cellular component (GO): centrosome; midbody; cleavage furrow
Molecular function (GO): phosphatidylinositol-3-phosphate binding
Source: RefSeq, a predicted model, not a curated record
UUUUCGUAAUUAUCAGUAAUAGUGAUAGCGCAUCUAAGAUGAUUCAUUGGUUUUAGUUUUAAGGUUUCUCACUACAAAAUUAUUUAAUAAUUGAGAAUACUUCCUGAAUAAAUAAAUCUCAAAGCAGAAACUGUUGCUAUUGAAAUAUGGCAUGUAAUGGGUGCACUAAAAGAUUUGGAUUUUUCUUAAAAGAGAAUGGAUGUCCUUCUUGUAAAUACUCGUUUUGCUCCAAGUGUUUAAAAUAUCGUAUGAAAAUAGAAGGAAAAGCUAGGGACGUUUGCUUACGGUGCUACGAACUGUCGAAAUCUGGAGCUAAUUCCAAAGAUACGAAAGAAGCUUCUGCGAGCGGUCCGUCUAUCCUAGAUGUACCAGUUGAGACUGCCCCCGUUGUCACGGGCAUCAUUAAUCCGGUGCCUAUAUCGACAGAAGCACCACCAGAUAGCGAUACAGACAUACGGAGACGACUCGACGCUCUAAAACGAAAGAAUGACGAACAUCCGUCGGAAUCAGAAAUUUCACCUGAUACCGCUGCUGGAACCAGUCUUACCGACAUGGAAAAGAGAUUGGCAGCUUUGAAAGGAAUCGAGUACAAGGACUACGCCGAAGCGAACAAAAAAUUCUUAUUGCAAAAAGAUGACCGAAGCGAGGAGGAGCAGAUCAGAGAUCUCAUGAAGCAAUUUGCGGAGGAACAGGAAAUUCAUGACUCCAUGGAUAAUUAUCGUCUGGCAGCAGUGGAUGAUAUUGAAAAACGUCUUGCGGCUUUAAAAGAUGUUCCUGCAGAUAACGCUGACAAACAUAAGGAAGAUGAUAAACCAGAUUCAUCUGGUGAUGAAGGCGAAGAAAACGACGAGGAGGUUGCCAAAAAACUUGCUGCGCGAUUCUUAGAAGAGGCGGCUAUAGACGCCAAAAAGCACCCGAUGGGAGAGGAUGAAGAUGAAUUGAACAAUCUGGACAUUCCGACGCCACUGGAUCCGUCCGAAACCGAGGAGCUUCCUUGGUGUACCAUUUGUAACGAAGAUGCCGUUGUGCGGUGUGUGACUUGUGGAGGUGAUUUAUUUUGCCGUGCAUGCUUCAAAGAAAUCCACGACGAUGAAGAAUACCGCAAACACGAAAUCAUACCAUAUAAAGCUAAAACCAAAAGUUAGCUCUAGUAACAUCUUGUUUUAACAGCGUAUCAUAAUUUUUUUUUUGUUGCUUAUCCAUUAUGUACCCACAAAAACCGUUUCCGAUUUUGUUUCAUUAAAAAAAAAUCUGUUACGAAGUUAACCAAGCGGUAAAAAUGUUUGGCCAAAUUUUCCUGAAUUAACAUCAUUACGUUGAACGGCCCUCGUCUUCGAUUUGCUUGAAUUUUCACUGAAGCUUAUGGGAGUCCAAAGCAGCAAAUUGUGUGAAUUAGACCAAGGAAUUAACUGAGUUUUUGAUGCUACUGCUAAAAAAAGAGAAACCCCGUUGAAGCCCGUGAUAGCGCAGACUGUGUAUCGCAUAGUUUAACCACGUUUAACAUUCGCAUAAGCAGUCUCAGCGGAAUGCUGCUGCGAAGUACACGUGGCUGAACGUUCAAAUUUAUUUGUUCCAUAAUCACGAAACAGUCAAGUAACUGGGCAAUCCAAAUCAGA